UCAAUAAAGAUUGUUGGGGAAAAAAAAGAACAUCGACAAGGCUACGUCUCCACGACAAAAAUAGCCUCCAUCGACUCACCUUUUUUUCUGAAAUAGUCGCAAACGUACGGUUUUGAUACGCGACUUCCCGACACUACUUGAUUGGAGGAAAACAUUUUUAAUGAAACGUUCGCGUCUCGAUAAACUCGUCUCAGUGUACGUGAAGUGUCUCGGCCUAGCUCAUUUUAGCCUAGCUUGCUAUCCUGCCAACAAAGAGACGCGCUUGCCAUCUGCAAAUCGCUCAGCAGAGAUCAAACUUGAUCGUAAAGUGCUGUGAUCAUCGCGGGAAAUGUGUGACAGACGUGUGAAAGAAGAGAACGCGGAGGUACUUUGUGGACAGAAAGAGGCGGACAGCGAACGACAACGCCAACCACUGGACUCUGUUUCCGAGAAGCCUUACCGUGCAGACAUCAGUGAUGUCGACCAUCGUCUUGACCAGCCACAAACCCCUCACGUAAAAGUGGAAGAGCAAGAGGCAGACAUCACAAAGUUUCCACUGACCCCUGUCGCUGUGAAGAGUGAAGAAAGUGAUGAAGACAACUAUGAAGGCUCUCAAGCAGACAGCCUUUUCGCUCCGCUGUCAGAUAGUGACGACUUGACAUCACACUCUUCUAACACCGAUGAUGGUGAACGCUCGAAAGGUGACUGGACAUGUCGUGCUCGCAAGAAACGCUCAGAAUGUUCUCAGUGUGGGAAGACUUUUGUUGCAAAGUGGGGUUUAAUAAUUCACAUGAGAAAGCAUACAGGCGAAAAACCUUUUGUCUGCUCAAUUUGUGGUAAAGGCUUUGUUGUAAAGAAUAGCUUAAUAAGUCACUCAAGAACACACACUGGAGAGAAACCUUUUGGCUGUUUAGUUUGUGGUAAGAAAUAUUCUGAAAAAGGACAUUUAAGAACACAUUCACGAAAGCACACUGGCGAGAGACCUUUUGUAUGCUCAUUUUGUGGGAAAAAAUUCUCUGCAAAAAGCAAUUUAACAGUACACGUAAGAACACACACUGGUGAGAAACGUUUUGUAUGCUCAGUUUGUGGUAAAAGCUUCUCUGUGAAGGAUAGUUUAUUAACUCACACGCGAACGCACACCGGCGAGAAACCUUUUGCCUGCUCAGUUUGCGGGAAAAAAUUCUCUGUAAAAAGCAAUUUAACAGCACACAUAAGAACACACAUUGGCGAGAAACCUUUUGCCUGCUCAGUUUGUGGGAAACAAUUCUAUGUAAAAUGCAAUUUAACAUCACACAAAAGUGGUAAAAUUAAUAUAAAGCAUUUUCCUUGCUCAGUCUGAAAUUGAAGUUUCAUGUUUAUUCAGCAUCAGCUGGCGAUAAAAGCAUUCACUUGGAGUGCACGAUCUCAACUCAACUGUAUUUAUAGAGGACUUUCAAACAGCCAUCGCUGCACACAAAGUGCUGUACAUGGAGCAACUAACAUUUAUUGUAAAGCAACAAAUCAGUAACAAAGACCAUAGAAAGCACCCAACAGCAAAACGAAGAAGAAAUCUGAGUCAUGCUGAGUCAAAUGCCAAAGAAUACAAGUGAGUUUUGAGGCGGGUUUUAAAGAUGGGCAGCGAGGAGGCUUGCCAAAUGUUCAAUAAACCAAUCUCUUGUCAUUGUGAGACAAACAAGUGUACUGAUGGCAAGAGGAGCAGGAAAUUACAUUUCAAAUAAAUUGUAAAGAAACUUGAA
Messenger RNA from Hippocampus comes (tiger tail seahorse), 1715 nucleotides. Its product is annotated as gastrula zinc finger protein XlCGF7.1-like. The record is from RefSeq and is a predicted model, not a curated record. NCBI's taxonomy places the organism in Eukaryota, Metazoa, Chordata, Actinopteri, Syngnathiformes, Syngnathidae. Gene Ontology annotation, cellular component: nucleus. Gene Ontology annotation, molecular function: DNA-binding transcription factor activity, RNA polymerase II-specific; RNA polymerase II transcription regulatory region sequence-specific DNA binding. Bases 329 to 1318 code for a protein of 329 amino acids. Gene Ontology annotation, biological process: positive regulation of transcription by RNA polymerase II; embryo development. The transcript has 2 exons.